This is a messenger RNA of Suncus etruscus (white-toothed pygmy shrew), 945 nucleotides long. Its product is annotated as olfactory receptor 2W3-like. Gene Ontology annotation, molecular function: olfactory receptor activity; G protein-coupled receptor activity. Bases 1 to 945 code for a protein of 314 amino acids. NCBI's taxonomy places the organism in Eukaryota, Metazoa, Chordata, Mammalia, Eulipotyphla, Soricidae. Gene Ontology annotation, biological process: G protein-coupled receptor signaling pathway. Gene Ontology annotation, cellular component: membrane. The record is from RefSeq and is a predicted model, not a curated record. The transcript has a single exon.
AUGGAUGGAACCAAUGACAGCACCCAGGAACGUUUCAUCCUGUUGGGGUUUUCUGAUCACCCCCAUCUGGAGAGGAUCCUCUUUGUGGUCAUCUUGGUUGCUUAUCUUCUGACCCUUGUGGGCAACACCACCAUUAUCCUGGUGUCCCGGCUGGACCCACAUCUCCAGACGCCCAUGUACUUCUUCCUCACCCACCUGUCCUUCCUGGAUCUCUGUUUCACCACCAGCUCCAUCCCGCAGCUGCUCUAUAAUCUCCAUGGACAUGACAAGACCAUCAGCUACAUAGGCUGUGCCAUCCAGCUCUUCCUCUUCCUGGGCUUGGGUGGAGUGGAAUGCCUACUGCUGGCAGUCAUGGCCUAUGACCGCUUUGUGGCAGUGUGCAAACCCCUGCACUACAUGGUGAUCAUGAACCCACGGCUCUGCCUGGGCUUGGUGUCCGUGGCUUGGGGCCUAGGGGUGGCCAACUCCAUGCACAUGUCCCCAGUGACCCUUCGCCUACCCCGCUGUGGACACUACAGAAUAAAUCAUUAUUUGUGUGAAUUACCAGCUCUCAUCCGCAUAGCAUGUGUCAGCACAGCAGCUGUUGAGGGAACUGAGUUUGUCAUGGCGGUGAUCAUCGUGCUGAUACCCCUGAUUUUCAUCCUCAUCUCCUAUGGCUACAUCGUGAGGGCCGUGUUGCAACUUCGAUCAGGAUCAGGCUUGCAGAAAGUCUUCAACACCUGUGGCUCCCACCUCACAGUGGUCUCUCUUUUCUAUGGAAACAUCAUCUACAUGUACAUGCAGCCUGGAAACACCUCAUCCCAGUACCAAGGCAAGUUCCUCACCCUCUUCUACAACAUCGUCACUCCACUCCUGAACCCCCUGAUCUAUACGCUCAGGAACAAAGAAGUGAAGGGGGCUCUGAAGAGGCAGUUGCUACGUGGCAGAGAGGCAAGAAAGGGGUGA